Molecule: messenger RNA, 1653 nt
Organism: Chenopodium quinoa (quinoa)
Lineage: Eukaryota; Viridiplantae; Streptophyta; Magnoliopsida; Caryophyllales; Amaranthaceae
Exons: 2
Coding region: 494-1255 (253 amino acids)
Molecular function (GO): DNA binding
Source: RefSeq, a predicted model, not a curated record
CGGAUGUUUCGGAUCGGAUCGGAUUGACCUUGUUUAUGAUGUUACAAAUGAGGAUUGUUUAUCUUAAUCAUGUGAAAUUUUGUUCACGAUUACGUUGAUUGUUUAUAACAUGCAAUGUAUGACGCGAAUCUUAAAACUAUACAAUGGCAAACUUCAUGGGAAACAAGCAGCAAAUCUCUGUCAACCCAUAACCGUAGCAGUUGUAUUUUAACUAAAACUCUCAACUAGACACGUGCCAGUUUACUUUACUUUAUUUUUUUUCUUUUUGUUUUUCUUUGAGAAGAGAUAACUUACCUUACGUAAGAUAGGGUGUACUAUGAGUGGACUUAAGUUAACUACAGUUGCUUUUCAAAAAAAAAAAAAAAAAAAAAAAAAAAAAAAAAAAACUAGAGUUAGCUACUUCAUUAUCAGAAGUUAAAGUUAUCAGACAGAAAAGAAACACACCCCAAUACUUUCCUCCUCUCUUCCCUAAGUAAUAUUUUCAUUUCCCACCAUGGAACCCAACCAAGAAGUGCCUUACCCUCCUGGGUUCUUCCCGGCUACGGCCACUAAUAACGUCAAACACUGUUUCAAGUACAACACGAACACUGAACAAGAAAUGAACUUCAAUGAUUUUGUCUAUUUUCAUAGUCAAAAUGGAAACUUGACCUUGCAUGAGGUGGAGUAUGAUAUUCCGAAGAAAAUUGUUGCCAACCCUAAAGAAGAGCAACACCGUAUGGACAAAUUGAUGAUGGUCAAUGAGGCUGGUGAGAUUUUUCCGGCGCACUUACCCAACAUUGCUGACAUUGUUGGUAAGCCGGAGGUGCAAGCUGCCAUUCGUGAGCUGGAAAAGGAUGAUGUUGUGGAGUAUGAGGGUACUACAAAAAUAAUUCCAAAAUUGUUGGUAGACAAGAUGGAUCCGAAGCCAAUUAUACCCACGAGUGGCCCUGUUUACUCCCUUGGAUUGGCUGGCUUCAUCACGGAUUUUGGGAGCUACACCGAUGAUGUUAUUUUCCUGCAGAAUGUUCCUGUUGACUUUGCUAACAAUUGGUUAAGCAACUGUGGUGAUUCAACUAAUGUGCUGCUUCAAAACUCUGAUGAGCAAAUCGCUGCGAAGCUGAAAGUUGUGAAGAAGGAUGGUCUCAUUACCAAGUGUGAACUAAGUGGUGUUAGGGAAUUUACUGAUCGGUACAAUGUUCAGGUAGAAGAAGGUGCAUUGAUUAAGUUUCAACACGGACAUCCUGCAGUGUUUGUUGUAGAACUUGUCUUAGUGUGAGCCACUAAAGAUGAUCAACUGUUUCAGCUUUUAGGACGUAAUUAAAGUAGAAUGAUGAUUAGAAUGCAGUUUUAGUUUCUGUACUGUUGGCUUUAUUAUGAUUGAAUGCAGUUUCAGUUGUUUAUUUUUUUUCUUUUGUUAAUUUUGGAUCAAAUUUUUUUUUUUUUUUUUGAGUGGUUAUUUAUGCAUAUAUAUUAUGUUGAUUGUUAAUUGUUCAAAUUAAUGGGAUAUUUUAAACUAUGGCAUUAGAGUUUUAAUAAAACCAACAUUAAAAAAAACUAAUUCUCUUUAAUUAAAACCAAAUAAAAAAUAAAGUGAACCGAACGGGUUCAAAGGAAUAUAAAAAAUAAAUAAUAUCCUUUCAAAUCAAUAACAUUAGCUAGUUUAGGAAUUAAAUU